UCUGGAUUCUGCUGAACAAGAUGGCGGCCUCCUCAGGGGCUUGAAUCUGGAGACAAGAAGUCGUGCCACAGUCACCAAGCGAGAAAUCAACAUGAAGAGUUAAAGUUCCCCGUAAUUUUCGCUUGUUGGAAGAGCUUGAAGAGGGACAGAAAGGAGUAGGAGAUGGUACUGUCAGCUGGGGCCUUGAAGAUGAUGAAGACAUGACACUCACAAGAUGGACAGGCAUGAUCAUCGGACCAGCACGGACCAACUACGAAAACAGAAUAUACAGCCUCAAAGUAGAGUGUGGACCUAAAUAUCCAGAAGUACCACCAACUGUUAGAUUUGUAACAAAAAUUAGUAUGAAUGGAAUAAAUAAUUCCAAUGGGACGGUGGAUGCGCGUAGCAUACCAAUUCUAGCCAAGUGGCAGAAUUCAUAUAGCAUUAAAGUUGUUCUUCAAGAGCUAAGGCGUCUAAUGAUGUCCAAAGAGAAUAUGAAGCUUCCACAACCACCAGAAGGACAGACCUACAGCAAUUAAUCGUAAAUAAAUUCUUCUGACCCUCUGUCUUAAAAAUUAUUCUCUUAAAAAAUAUCUUGUAAAAUUUUCACGAUGCUCACCACCCACACAUAAAUACUUUCAUCUGCAGGUGCAGGAUUGGGAUGUUUGUUAAAUUCAGACAAAAGUGUUGAAAAAAUAAAAUUGAGUAACUAGAACUGCACAGUUAUUUUCUUCUAUUGGAGGCACUUGGAUCCUAAGCUUGAAGUAUGUGACAUUAAGUUGGCUUACUGUUAAGAGGGAAGCAUGACACAAAAGGUCAGGUCAUUGCAGAGCUAUUCAAAUUAAAAUAAUUGGUCUCAAUAAGAAACAAAAUUAGGAUGUGUAUAUAAUGGCAUGCUUUAAAACAACAUCUUAAUAAAAAAAAAAAGAGCUGCAAAUUAAGUUGUAUGUUAGUGAAAUCUAGCGGGUACACUGAAAUAUGUUUCAGAUUUUGUUCAUGAAUAUUAGUGUGGCUGUAGACUACUAGUUGUGUCACAGAGUGUUCAGGGUUGUUUUUGAUGUCUGUAUUUAUGACACAAUACCAACUGAUUUCUGUAAAGCAGCUCUGUGCAACAUGUAACGGAUAUUGCAGACAUUUAAGUAUUUGUUCUAAAAAUAACUUGCAUUUAACUUUUAGUGAAAAUAAAAAAGACAAUAGGUGUAUGAAAAUGUGAUUUUCUGAGAUUAAAUUCAGUCUCUGAGAUUAAAGUAUUGAUUUCCUGUUUUCUACCAAAUGUAGAUGAUGAGGGUACAUUCUCCAAGAACAGAAAAAAAGACUGGUUAUAUCUUUUAUUGCAGUGCAUGAAGGGAUGGAAUCAGGCACUAACUGUAAAAGGGAAUUAUUAGGAGCUGCUUCCAGUUAAAUACUUUUGACUGGGUGACUGCUUUAGUUGCUGUCUGGUAGUGUUUUGGUGAAGUGCUGACCAAGGCCAGACAUCUAAACAUAUUCAAAUCUGGAGAUUAGGUUUCAAUUUCUUGAAGAAAAUUUUGACCAUACUUUAGCAUUUCCAUUAGUCUUAGACCUUAUAGGGGUUGGAUUCCAUCUAUGAAGCAAGUCCUACAGAACUAAGCCUUUAUUCAAAACACGAUUGCCAAGCAUCUGCAUUAAAUUGUAUUAGUCUAUGUAUUUUUUUUUUUUUUUGUAACAGGUGAGGAAUAAGUCUUGGUUCAGAAACUCAAACGCAAUGACUGUCACUGGUAAGAUAAACGUCUCCCCUAGAAUGAGACUUUGAGUUGAAAUUAGGUUAUGAAACACCUGUAAUAAAUUCAAUGGAAUUGGCCACGUUGUUUUCUUUGAUUUUGUG
Megalops cyprinoides (Indo-Pacific tarpon) is the source of this 1822-nucleotide messenger RNA. It is a transcript of the gene ube2v2, whose product is annotated as ubiquitin-conjugating enzyme E2 variant 2. NCBI's taxonomy places the organism in Eukaryota, Metazoa, Chordata, Actinopteri, Elopiformes, Megalopidae. The transcript has 5 exons. Gene Ontology annotation, cellular component: nucleus. Gene Ontology annotation, biological process: protein K63-linked ubiquitination; DNA damage tolerance. Bases 201 to 518 code for a protein of 105 amino acids. The record is from RefSeq and is a predicted model, not a curated record.